This is a messenger RNA of Pygocentrus nattereri (red-bellied piranha), 5761 nucleotides long. RefSeq names its product NCK-interacting protein with SH3 domain. Bases 293 to 2527 code for a protein of 744 amino acids. Lineage: Eukaryota; Metazoa; Chordata; Actinopteri; Characiformes; Serrasalmidae. The transcript has 13 exons. Gene Ontology annotation, molecular function: Arp2/3 complex binding; protein binding. Gene Ontology annotation, biological process: endocytosis. The record is from RefSeq and is a predicted model, not a curated record.
GAUUCAAACGAACCGACUCCGGGACUCGAACAGCGCUGCUGUGUUUACGGGCUUUCGAGAAGUUGCUCUCCGUCCAGCGUUUCCUGCGGGCUCGGGCGGUUCGGCCGUGAGAUGCGGGCCGGUUGCGGCUUUAGCUGAGCUGCAGAGUGACGGAGAAAGCCGAGCGCGAGUGCGCGGUUAGUGAAGGGAAUGAACAUUAGCAGAGAGCAGUGACAGAGUGAUAGAGAGUCGUGUGGAGUGCUAUAGAGAGUGCUAUAGAGAGUGCUAGGGCUGGCCCGGGUGAAGCAGAGCCAUGUACCGCUCCCUGUACGCCUUUAAGUCCUCAGAGCCGAACUCUCUGCGCUUCUCGGCCGGGGAGAGCUUCCUGAUCCUGGAGCGCAGCAACCAGCACUGGUGGCUCGGGUCCCGCUGCUGCUCCGGGGAGACCGGCUACAUCCCCGCCUCCUACAUCGAGAAGAUCCAGGCUCCAGAGCAGGAUGAGGUUCUGCAGUCCAUUGAUAGAGCCAUUGAGGGGAUCCAUAACAUGGCAAUGAAAAAUGGAGGGAAAUAUAACCUGGAGCAGAGAGAAGUUCUGCAGAAGUUGAUCCACCACAGGAAGGAAACUCUCUCCCGCCGGAGCCCGACUCCGUCCAAUCACAAACAAGGAAUUCCUUCCUCCAGUAGCGAGCUCUCGCUAAGCCACACCCCCCAGCCACCCAACGGCCUGAGCCGAGCCUUCAGCUGCCAGGGCGGCGAGCCGAUCGCCGAUAGCACUGAGAAUGUGCCAGGACUGUAUCAGGUUCCCCCUCAGCCUCGCAGAGCCGCUCCCAUAACCCCCCCUCCUCCGGAGAAACGCAGAGAGACCCGACAUCCAGAACCUGAUGUGCCAGUCAGAGUGAGCCCCUCUGGCUCUGCCCACAGCCCUGAUCCACCUGCUGCUGUUGGACCUUCACCCUCCCUAAGCUCCGCCUCCUCACACUCUGGCUCCACCCACUCUGUCAUUUCCUCUGAUGUCAGUCUUCCCAGUGCAGGCAGCACCCCGCCUCCUGUGCCAAGCCGUGCUAAAGCCCCACCUCCUCCUUUACCUGACCCCUCCCCAUCCCUCCCUGCCCAGCUGGCGCCCUCUAAAAAAGGCCCCGCCCCUCAACCCCAGCCUCAGCCGAUCACGUCACAGCCAGUCAUGCCAGAGCCGGCACAAGAAGACCAAUCAGAGGCCGAGUGGCCAUUGGCCCCCCCCCCUAUUUCUGUCAGUCCCACCGAUAGCCCCACCCACAGUUCAGCAUCCGUUUCCAUGACGACAGGAGCAGAGCUGAUCGAGCUGGUGAGGAAGAACACGGGCCUUAGUUACGAGAUGUCACGCAUUGCCGUGGGUGUGGUCGUCGGGCAUCUACAGACCACCAUCCCUAACGCGGCCGCUGAGCUGGAGCAAGUCUUGCUCUCAUUGGUCGAGAGCAAGGACCUGAGCGUGGCGCUGCCUCGGGGACAGGUGUGUCACGAUGAGCAGCGGCUGGAGGUGAUUUUUGGUGAUUUGGCUCGUCACCGUGACGACGCUCAGCAGCGCAGCUGGGCUCUGUAUGAAGAUCAUGCGCUCAUAUCCUGCUACCUGGAGGAACUGCUGCAGAUACUGACGGACGCUGACCCUGAGGUGUGUAAGAGGAUGUGCAGAGCCAAUCAUUCAGAGGCUGUACUGUCUCUUGUUUCAUACUACCAGAUGGAGCACAGGGUGUCUCUGCGCCUGCUGCUGCUGAAGGUGUUUGGAGCGAUGUGCGGUCUGGACGCCUCGCUCAUCUCCACGCUGCUCAACUCCAUCCUGCCGAUGGAGCUGGCCAGAGACCUGCAGACCGACACGCAGGAGCAUCAGAAGAUGUGUUAUACCGCCCUGGUUCUGGCCAUGAUCUUCUGCAUGGGGGAGCAGGUGCCCUACCGCCAUUACGAUCAUUUGAACUCCAGUUUUGUCCAGUUCCUGCUGGACGUUAUUGAGGAUGGUCUUCCCUCAGACCCCACAGAACAGCUGCCUGACCUCUUCAUCAACCUGCUACUGGCCUUCAAUCUGCACCUCACAGUGCCGGACAGUAACACGGUGAUGCAGACGCUGAUAAAGAGACACAAUGUGAAGACGCUGACUGAGAAGAUCCUCCUGCUGCUCAACAGAGGAGAGGACCCUGUGUGCGUUUUUAAACACGCCCCCCCUGCUCCACACUCCAUACUGAAGUUCCUGCAGGACGUGUUUUCCAGCCGUGACUCUGCGGACAUUUUCUAUCACACUGACAUGAUGGUGAUGAUCGACAUUGCUGUCCGACAGAUAUCUGACCUGUCUCCAGGAGAUAAGCUGAGGAUGGAGUAUCUCUCUCUGAUGCACGCUAUCAUGCGCUCCACUGACUACAUGCAGCACCAGCACCGUCUGCCCGACCUGCAGGCAGCGCUGGAGAGGAUUCUGGGAGAGGAGGACGACCCAGGAGAGGACGAAAGCUCGGCCACGGCCCGUCAGAUGGACAAACUCAUAGUUCAGCAGAUUUAUAAAGAGUUCCCUCAGAUCAGCAGGAACUGAGGGGUUUGGUCCCAAACGGCUGGUGGAGCACGCUCUAGCGAGUGCCCUUAGAAAGAGGGGGCAAGGGCGCAAUGCACAGACCCCCAGACGGGUCAGAGGAUCAUCGCUGUCCAGAGAAAAAGAAAAUGGCUAAAAGUUCUUUACGUUUAAUGUAACUUAAUGUAAAAAGAUAAUAUUCAGAUUUAUUUUGAUUUGGAGCAUUUCUAUUGGUCCGUUCAUCCUGAGGUAUGCACAGCUGCUGUGUUGAGAUGAUGUAGAACAGUGAAAAUCCAACUCCAGUUCUGGACAGAUAGACUGAACAUGUUCUGGUGGUACUCUGCGAAGCGUUCCCACAGCUGGACUGCAACAAAUGUAGUAACUGCUUUUACGCUGUGUUCCAGUUGUAUAGUUAACACUAACUCUGACUGUUUUUUGAGUGAAUAAUAAUGAGGAUAAUACUGAGUAUUAAUUAGUUAUUACAGUCUUAUGUAAAACUGCAGGAGAAGGAAAAAACAUGCUUUACUUUUAAUGCAAGUCAGUGGAACCAGACGUCUUUCCAGGUGAUUCUGGGCCGUUUCUUUUAGUCCAGUAGGUUUUUAAAAUUGUGAAAAACUGAAAAACGUCAAAAAUGGAGAGAUGAGGUUUUGUUCCGACAGCAGUUAAAUAUCAUAAACAUAGAAUAGCAUAAAAUUGAUUUCAUGAUUUCCCAAAGGUUGUAAUCAGACUGAAUGGUGAGGUCAAAGGUUUACACCUGCGUGUUAAAGAUGAAUCUAGUUUAUAUGGUUUGUUUAGUAAACAGCUGGAACACGGCGUUAGGUUUAGCACUCUGACUGCGGCGUCCUCCACCAGCCUCACACCGUAAUCUGUUCGGUAAUCAUCUGUCCCGUCGCCCUCGGGGUCACGCUGCAGUGCUCUCCCUCAGAGGGGCCCUUGUUGUAGUGCACUCCUGCAGAUUUGCCACUGGUCUUACUUUGGUUUGAGGAGUCGGCUUCCUCUGAAUCUCAGCUGUAGGUCCGUCACCUUCACUUACGUUAGUGAUCUGGUUAUUUUAAUCCAGUAAUUAGAGGCUUAAUAGUUGCCAAAUGCUUAAAAAGGAUCAACCGCUAACCAUGCGGAGGCUUUUGGAGGCUGUAAGUAGCCUGCAUUACAACAUAUGAUAUAAAAUCAACAAAUACUUCUUACUGUGAGAAAGAGCAGCAGCAGAACCAAGCAGAUAACGGACGAAUCGCAGCCCUCUGACGUCCUGCAUCGUGCCAAAAUGGUACAAGCCGUUUUUCUCUGUGGAAAAAAUCAACAGUAUUUUUGAAAAAUGCCACUGCAGUAAAUAAAAAACGUUCCUGCGUUCGUUUCCUUGUGCGCCGAAUGUCCCGAGCCCUCGGAAUAACCAGUCAACAUGCUAAUUUUGCUACAUGCUAACACUCCCGCUUGUUGAACUGACAUGAGGGGACGGGCAGCGUCACUGGAACACCUCGCGGGACACUUUCGCUCUGUCCGGUGUGGCGGUCAAGAGGCUUCAGGCUCAUAUUUAAGCAGCUGGUGUUGCUGUGUAGUGUAGGCGUAGCUGCAGCGUUAGCCGUCUUAGCUAGCUUGCCAGAACUCCUCCACGUGCUAAGAGCUAACAACAAAGUGACGUCACGUCCUCAGACGCCACUUUUCUGAGAAGCUAGAACGUUUGCUUUCUGAUUUAACCGAAGAAUCGUGACCGCCCUGUCCAGCCGGCGCGUCUCUGCUGACCUGCUGCUGCUGGUGCAUUUACGCUACUGCAGCUGCUGACCGCAGUAGCCAGUGUUCGGAACCAGCUGUGCUGUAGAUGGUUCUGUGUAGAACCUUUCUGAAAAUGCUUCUGUAUAGCACCAGAAAUGUUCUUCUCUAUGCAGAAGGAAGACCACUGAAGUUCAUUCUGUAGACGGCGUCGAGCUCAUAUGAGAAACUCCGGAUCUGAUCUUCUUUACUGGAAGAAUGAGUGGCGUUAAGUUGGACUCCAGUAACUCCAAAAUGUUCCGGAGUUCAUACAUUUUGCCGUUUAUUUCACAGAACCUCACCAAACCCUCUGAAUUGGCUUCAGGAGGUCAUUAAGGACUUUAGAGGCUUUGGCUGUUUCAGGCUGCUGGUGUUGGUAUAUAACAGUGUUAAGGUUUAAUAGCGCCCAUCUUAAAAAUUACGGUUCUUCAGUGGUUCUUUAGUAUAUAAAAUGCUUCUAUGUGUAACCACAAACACUCAAAGAACCCUUGGCAUGAUGAAAGGCUCCUUUGCAUCAUGAAAGGGUUCUUUGGAUUGCUGGAGAAUGUGCUGUAGAUGGUUCUGUAAGGUUCUUUCUGAAAAUGCGUCUAUAUAGCAGCAAAAAUGGUUCUUCUUUUGUAACAAGCCUGACGUUGUAAAAGUAGAAGAACCAUUUUGGUGCUGUUUAGAAAUCUUGAUCAUGCAAUGGUUCUUUGAAUGUUCCUGGUUCUAGAUUUUCUAGCCAUUUUCUUUACUAAAGAACUCCUCUGUUCAACCGCUUAAAGCUGCACUAUGUAAGAUUUGAGGAUUUGGAGCCCUCUCUGGUGGACAUGUGUAAUUGCACGCAGCAGCAAUGUGAGUGAAUGAUCUACUACUGUCGUCACAUCUUCAUCAGCGUGAUGUUGAUUCUGAGGUCAUUUGAGGCCGAAACAUCGAGCCGGACCUUCUUUCUGAGUCUGCGUGUGACUGUAAUGCGUAAAGACGUAUGACGUAGUGUGAAAAACUGAAAUUCAGUUUUAACUUUAAUUUGUGAAAAUUGUGAAAAUUGAUUUUUUUCCCCCAUAGAGGAAAACCGCUUAGACUGGACGUUCCUUAUAUGCGUUAGGCCGACUACAAGAUGACGCCGCCGCUUCAGUGUUCUGGUAUAGAGUUACUGCUGGUGCCAAAACUGCACUGCAAAAUACUGAGCCUUACUGCUAACCCUGCUCAGCUGCCUCCCUCUGUACCGACACCACGGCUGCAAUGUUCUGCUCUGAAAGUGUUCUAGUCUUCUGAGUGUUCUAGUCUUCUGAGUGCCAGUGUUCUGGGUGAACGAGGGAUGAAUUUAACGCUCGGGCCGCUGUUAAUAUCCUUUGUUUUUAUUUUAACCAGAUCAUCAUCUUGUGUCUCGGUCUCUACCUCUCUGAGCCGCCGCGCUUUUACAUAUCUAUCAGACGGUAUGGCUGUAGCUCUCUCUCUCUCUCUCUCUCUCCCUCUCUCUCUCUCUCUCCCUCUCUCUCUCUCUCUCUCUCUCUCUCUCUCUCUCUCUCUCUCCCU